Annulohypoxylon maeteangense is the source of this 1125-nucleotide messenger RNA. RefSeq lists its product as uncharacterized. The transcript has 5 exons. The record is from RefSeq and is a predicted model, not a curated record. Bases 36 to 947 code for a protein of 303 amino acids. Lineage: Eukaryota; Fungi; Ascomycota; Sordariomycetes; Xylariales; Hypoxylaceae.
UGAAAAUUUUGUUCCUACAGAAAUCCAUCUUCAACAUGUCCAGUGAAUCGAAAGAUGGAGUGCUAGCAGUCUGUGGUAGCAUGUUGAGUCUGUCGAGUAUCGCUGUAGGGCUCCGGUUUCACGCUCGCAAUAAGACACAUAUGCCUAUUAUGACUGAUGAUGUGCUGACCGUGGCCAGCUUGAUAUCUUUUGCUGGAGCUGCAAUUAUCUCCAUCAUUAUGGUUCAGUACCAUAUCAUUGGCUAUGCGCUUUCACCUGCGAUAGCUGGAGAAUUAUCAGCAAAGCUUCAAAUAGCGUGGGACGUAUUGGGUACAACUUCGUUGGCAUGCUCUAAACUUAGCGCCCUGUUUUUUUACCGGAGAAUCUUUUAUGUCGGGGGAAAUAGAUGCUGGUUUAACAUUACCGUUAUCAUUACCAUCAUCAUGGUGAUUAUUUGGCUUGUGGUAUUCCAGUUCCUGACCGGCUUUCAAUGCGGCACACAUUUCUCUGCGACAUGGGAUGGGACUUAUGAAAAAUACUGUACCCUAUCGUUUCCAUACCUUUAUGGCUUUGCGGUUUCCGACUUCCUUCUUGAUAUUUGGAUCCUAUCUCUUCCAAUUCCUCGUAUCCUACGCCUCAACGCUACGCUAUCCAAAAAGCUCGCUGUCUUAGGUGUCUUUUUCCUGACAUUCAUAGGCCUUUUUGCAUCUGGAGCCCGCAUGACACAGUAUAUCCAGGCCGAGAGAGGAGGGCCGGACUAUUUCAUCAAUCACGACGAAGAACGCAUUAUUACCAUUAUAUUCUUUUACACCAUGUUAGAAACAGGGGUUUCCCUUAUAGCUGUUAACCUCCCAUCGUUGUGGUUCCUGGUUGCCUCGAUUAGUCCCGACAAGAUCAUGCGCAGUAUAUCGAACAAGCUUUCGUUUUCCUCCCUGCCGAGCGAUACUACUAGGACUCCUGUCGCGUGAUGAUCUAAUCACGGGCUACUUUGACCACUGAAGGAUAUCAUAUCACGCUUUCUGUAUGAUCUUUAUCUUCUAGGACACACAUAUGGGACAAAGAGGUGCCAUGCUCAGAGCAUAAGACCCGCAGCAAUAUUUAGGAGGCAUCUGGAUAGAAACGAUGUUUUAAUGAACAUAAUAUGAC